Messenger RNA from Merops nubicus (carmine bee-eater), 1364 nucleotides. Its product is annotated as disintegrin and metalloproteinase domain-containing protein 19-like. The record is from RefSeq and is a predicted model, not a curated record. The transcript has 9 exons. The annotation marks the transcript as partial. NCBI's taxonomy places the organism in Eukaryota, Metazoa, Chordata, Aves, Coraciiformes, Meropidae.
CUGAAGGUGGCUGGGACCAUCUGCAGGGAAGCAGCAGGAUCCUGUGACCUCCCCGAGUACUGCACGGGGGCCUCAGCCUACUGCCCACCCAAUGUCUACCUGCUGGAUGGCUCCUCCUGUGCCCACGGCCAGGCCUACUGCAGCAAUGGCAUGUGCAUGACCCACCACCAGCAGUGUGUCCAGCUCUGGGGACCAGGAGCCUGGCCAGCCCCAGAUGCCUGCUUCCAGGACGUGAACAUGGCUGGCAACACCUACGGCAACUGCGGCAAGGACAGCCAAGGGCGCUACGUGAAGUGUGACAAGAGGGAUGCCAUGUGUGGGAAGAUCCAGUGCCAGAGCUGGGCCAAGAAGCCCCAGGGCACCAACACGGUCUCCAUCGACACCACCAUCCGCUUCAACGGGCGGGAGGUGAGGUGCAGGGGCACCUACGUCUACACCACCAAGGAGGAGGAGGAAGACCUCUCUGACCCCGGGCUGGUGAUGACUGGGACCAAAUGUGGAGAUGGGAUGGUUUGCAAGGACCGUCGGUGCCAGAAUGCCUCCCUGUUUGAGCUGGAGAAGUGUGUUUCCCAGUGCAAUGGCCACGGGGUCUGCAACAGCAACAAGAACUGCCACUGUGAUGCUGGCUGGGCGCCCCCCCCCCCCCACACCCCCCACUGCCAGAAGCCAGGCCUGGGGGGCAGCGUGGACAGUGGCCCCGUGCAGCCUGACAACCACGAAGCCAUCUUGAUCACCCUUCUGCUCCUCUUCCUCCUCUUCCUCCCGGCCCUGACGAUGAGCGUCUGCUUCUGGUACCGACGGGAGGACUCACUCCUGAAUAAAUGGAUAAAGGAGCUGAGAAGGAGGAGCCAGGAGACAUACAGGAACAAAACCAGCAGCAGGAAGUCAACCAGUGGCCACCCCAAAGCUGCCUUCACCUUGAGGAACAUCUCCACCUCCAGCCACACCAGUAAAGCCACCCGAGCUGCCUUCCUGCCCCAGCCCAGCCUUCAGCAGCACAGCUCCCAGCCCAUCAACGUCGUCCACCCUCUGCAGCCAGCUCCCCACUCCCUCCCCUCACGCCCCAGAGACCCCAAACCUGCCAGGCCACCACCACCAGCCAGCAAAUCACCCCUGGUCCCUACCAAAACCCUCCUGUCCCAGGCUAAGCUGCCACCUCCGAAGAGACCUCUGCCCUGCGACCCCGUGAGGACCCCCCUGGUUGUCCCAAAGCACCAACCUCCCCGUCGGCCCCUGCCUGGAAGUCCUGUUCUGGCCAAAGAGCUGCCUUCUGCACAUGGACAGACCCUGCUGGUCAUGGUCCCUCCUACCAGCUUCAAGGCAUCUGGGACAAGUGCCAUGAGCCACCUCACGAGGCCCUUGAA